UCGGCGCACGGCCCGGGCCUCCCUGCACGCGGUGUUCCCCGCUCUGCGCCCGGCCCUUCCCUCCAUCGCCCCGGCGCACGAAGGGCGGCUUCUGGGAACUGAUGCCUGGUGGCCCGUGUGCACAGCUCGGUGAGCCGCGCGGCCCGCCAGUGACUCAGCGCGGGGCGGGUGCAGGCAGCGCCCGGCCCCGGAGGGUUUUUGCACUCGCCCCAGCUCCUUUCCGCUAUAAAGGCAGCCCACCGCCCGCUCCGCUCCAGCACGCCCCUUCGGCAUCCUCGCCAUCCUUUGCUCAGCCGUUUCCGGACCCCAGCCUCCGCUUCAGCUCGCUAUGGAUCCCAACUGCUCCUGCACCGCGGGUGAAUCCUGCACGUGUGCCGGCUCCUGCAAAUGCAAAGAUUGCAAGUGCGCCUCCUGCAAGAAGAGCUGCUGCUCCUGCUGCCCCGUGGGCUGUGCCAAGUGUGCCCAGGGCUGCGUCUGCAAAGGGGCCUCGGACAAGUGCAGUUGCUGUGCCUGAAGUUGGGGAGAGCCUGCUCCUCGGUGUAAAUAGAACAUGUACAAACCUGCAGUUUUUUUUUUUAAGUGCAACCUGACCCGUUUGUUACAUCCCUCUUUUUUUUUUCCUAUAAAAUACAAGAAUGAUAAUAAAAGUGGUUGGCUUUA
Molecule: messenger RNA, 660 nt
Organism: Capra hircus (goat)
Lineage: Eukaryota; Metazoa; Chordata; Mammalia; Artiodactyla; Bovidae
Product: metallothionein-2
Exons: 3
Coding region: 329-514 (61 amino acids)
Molecular function (GO): metal ion binding
Source: RefSeq, a predicted model, not a curated record